Lottia gigantea (owl limpet) is the source of this 1440-nucleotide messenger RNA. RefSeq lists its product as hypothetical. Gene Ontology annotation, biological process: DNA replication, synthesis of primer. The coding region runs from base 1 to 1440 and encodes 479 amino acids. The record is from RefSeq and is a predicted model, not a curated record. Gene Ontology annotation, cellular component: alpha DNA polymerase:primase complex. The transcript is spliced from 4 exons. Lineage: Eukaryota; Metazoa; Mollusca; Gastropoda; Lottiidae.
AUGUCAUUCGACCUAACCAGACUAAUAUUGUCUAAAAACGAAGAAACAUCAAAAUUUUUACUGGAGGCAGAGAAAAUCUUGUUUAACUUUCAUUGUUGGUGUAUGACUGAAGAUGAACUUUACAGAUUAUUGAAAACUUUCAAUAAACUAACUCUCAAACCAAGCUCUCAAAAUUUAGACAGUUUAUCAGUGGCUUUAAAAUCACUUUUAGAUCUGAAGAAACAAUGUGAGAACUCUUGGAGGAUUCUAGCGUUUAGAUAUUUCAAUCCAGAUGAUAGUUUAUUCCAAGUUCCAUUUCAAACAGUUUUACCGUUAGUUUAUAAUCGUUCAAUCAUUCUAAAAAAUGGAAUUGCUUUCAUUCCGUAUUCACAGCUUCCAGUGUUUCUAACGGAAAUAUUUACAUUGUUUCUGGACUGGGGUAUAAAACAGGCUAGAACUCAGGAUAAUUCUGAUGAUAGAUUGAAUUAUAUUUCUCAAAUAUUACUGAGAAGGUGUGUAAGAUUUUUAAAGAGAAAUAGCAGGAAUAGAAGACAAUAUACACCAGUCAUACAUCUAGAUAAACACUCUAUAGAUAAUCAGAGUACAAUAUUUCCACCUUGUAUGUUUAAUCUUCAUCAAACAUUACGAGAUAGACAUCGACUAAAUCAUCAUGCCAGGAGUGAAGAGAUUAAUAUUUAUCAGGAAACAUCUAAUCAACAAGAUGGUGGCGAGUUGUUAAAUAGUCACAAGCAUCCUGUCUUGAAUCAAAUUCCACAGUUAGAAAGGGGGUUUAUGAAUAAUGACAGAGAAAAGCCAUCUAGGACAGUGGACGUACCUCAGUUGGAAAGAAGGUCUAUAAAUAUUGACAAUGUAGAGCUAUCAGAGACAGUGAGGUAUAAAUUAGUUAAUAAAGAAAUCAUCUCUACAAGUGAUCAUUCAGAAAGAAGAUUUGUGAAUAUUAACUGUCAUAAUGAAUUGAAAAUAAUGUCAGAAAGUUGUCAAUCAAGUCCUAAAGAAAUUAUUUCUAACAACACGAGUUCAGAGAGAAGGUUCCUGGAUAUCAUUGAGGACAAGAAAUGGAGGACAACGUCAGAACAACGUAAAUUAUUCCAAUCAAAAAGAAAGUUCCUGAAUAUUGAAGGCAAAAAAGAAUCACAAAAAGGUAAAUUACUUUGUAUAGAAAAAACAGUUUUAACUAACUCUAAACAAGUCUGUGUCAGUAGAAAUGAAUGUAAUAUUGUUAAUCAAGACAAGUCAGUUUUAACUAACAGUCUGUUGUCUGCAGAUAACGUGGGAACCUCUGAUGAAGACCAAGAUGAUUUUGGAUGUGAUCACACUGACUGUCCGAGUCAGAGAGACCCCAGUCUGCAGGGUCAACUCUCACCAACUAUCAUAGAAACACCUCUAGAUUAUUGUCUUAGUUAUCAAACAUUACUUCACAAAUUACAACAACUUUCUUGA